Halichondria panicea is the source of this 675-nucleotide messenger RNA. Its product is annotated as tetratricopeptide repeat protein 36-like. Gene Ontology annotation, biological process: cilium assembly. The record is from RefSeq and is a predicted model, not a curated record. The coding region runs from base 77 to 640 and encodes 187 amino acids. Lineage: Eukaryota; Metazoa; Porifera; Demospongiae; Suberitida; Halichondriidae. Gene Ontology annotation, molecular function: protein binding. The transcript is spliced from 4 exons.
ACAGUGGCAACCUGCUCUUCUAAUAUAAGGAUAUCUCUACCAAAAGAAAAUUUGAAGCAAUUAUUAUUGCACAAGAAUGGCUUCAUCUGCCUCUUCAAAGGACGAUCGUAUAUUGAAUGUAAUAUUUAAUCCAGAUGAACCAAUUCUAGGACUGGAGCUAGAAAGUGAUGCUGGUGUUGGUGAUUGUGUGUGUACGGGUGGGUUGAGCAGUGAGGAGGUGAAGCAUGCCCAACUCCUAGAGCUGCAGGCAGUGAAGGUGGCAGAGGGUGGCAAUCUAGUUAAUGCACUUGAACUACUCAACAACGCUGUCACAGAGGUGCCUGGCUAUGCCUCCGUCUACAACAACAGGGCUCAGGUAUAUCGUCUGCUGAACCAGGUGGACCUAGCUCUGACAGACUUAGAUGAGGCCAUUCGUCUCUCCAAUGGUCAAGGGAAGGUAGCAGAGCAAGCAUUCACCCAGAGAGGCCUCAUUAGGAGAUUGAGGGGGGAAGAUGAGGGGGCUUUAGCUGACUUUAAGUGUGCUGCCAAUCUUGGCAGUCGAUUUGCCAGGAAACAGGUUGUGACGAUGAAUCCGUAUGCUGCACUCUGCUCGAAAAUGCUCUCACAAGCUAUAAAUAAACUGAAAACUGGUGAUAAUUAAUUAUGAUCGUCAUUAAUAUUAUGGGUGUCAGGAAA